CCCAUUUCCAUGGCCUCCGUUGAGAAUUCCUUGAGCUGAACCCAAUCCAUCCCUAGAUUUUCAUUCAUUUUGAUGAGAAGCAUAUCGAUGGUUGACGAUUUCUAACACGUUGUAGCGAAUCAAGAAAACCAAAAAAGAAAAAGAAAGAGAAGAUCAAUCAAGAUGGCAUCCAAGGGAUAUGGACAGGUAUCAGGAGCAGACCAGGGCGGUAAAUCGAAAAAGAUGGCCAUCAUGGGCCUCUCGUCUCUAAUCCUGGUGGCCAUGGUUGUUGCAGUCGCCGUCGGCGUCUCUAAGAAUAAGGGCACCUCCGGCCCCAGCACUGAUGCAGGUGAUACUACUGAAAUCAAGACCUCCUCAAAAGCAAUCACGGCCAUCUGCCAACCCACCGAUUACAAGGAAUCCUGCGUCAAAAGUCUCUCGUCUGUUGCCGGGGACAAUACGACAGACCCAAAAGAGCUCAUCAAGCUUUCCUUCCAAGUAGCCAUAGAGAACGUGAAGAAAGCCUUCAAUGAAUCAGCUACCUUGCAGGAGGCCGAGAAGGACCCAAUAGCUUCAAAGGCCCUUGAGAACUGCAAGGAGCUCAUGGACUACUCCCUCGAUGAUCUUAACAGCUCUCUUGAUAAGUUGGGCGAGUUUGAUCUUAGCAAGCUUGAUGAUCUGCUAGAUGACAUCAAAAUCUGGCUCAGUGGGUCCCUUACCUAUCAAGAGACAUGUGUGGAUGGCUUCGAUGGAUCGAAAAGUGAUGCUGGAUCGAAGAUGAAGGAGGCCAUCCGAGGGGGUUCGGAGCUAACUAGCAAUGUCAUAGCCAUCGUUGAUGAACUCUCUUCAAUCCUUACCUCUCUUGAUCUCCCCUUCUUAAAUCGUCGGCUCCUUUCAACAGAUGGGGAUGCGGCCGAAGAUGAGAUCCCAUCAUGGGUCUCGAGUGGAAGGCGUGGACUCCUUAGCUCACCUCUAGAUAGCCUUACUCCUGAUGUGGUGGUCGCUAAGGAUGGCAGUGGAAAGUUCAAAACCAUCAACGAGGCGGUUGCCACUAUCCCCAAGAAGAGCCCCAACCCAUUUAUAAUCCACAUAAAAGAGGGAGUAUAUGCGGAACAGGUGACAAUCGACAAAAGCUUGAUGAAUGUAGUCAUGAUAGGUGAUGGACCGACAAAGACAAAGAUCACCGGCAAGGCGAACUUCAUCGAUGGGACACCCACAUUCAAAACUUCAACUGUUGCGGUGAUCGGUGAGGGUUUCAUGGCCAAGGGUAUUGGAUUUGAGAACAGUGCUGGCGCUGCGAAGCAUCAAGCUGUGGCAUUGAGGGUUCAAUCAGACAGAGCCGUGUUCUUCAACUGCCAGAUGGAUGGAUACCAGGACACACUUUAUGUCCACACUCAUCGCCAGUUCUACCGUGAAUGCACCAUCUCAGGCACCAUCGAUUUCAUUUUCGGAAAUGCUGCUGUUGUCUUCCAGAACUGCAAGAUAAUAGUAAGGAAGCCAAUGGACAACCAGCAAAACAUCAUCACAGCCCAAGGAAGGAAGGACAGACGUGAGCCGACGGGAAUCAUCAUCCACAAUUGCAACAUAGUAGCAGACCCUGAGUUGUUUCCGGUCCGCAACAAGCUUAAAACAUACCUUGGUCGACCAUGGAAACUAUACUCUCGAACCUUCUUCAUCCAAUCUGAUAUCGGUGAUCUGGUGCAGCCAGUUGGUUGGUUACCAUGGGAAGGAGAUUUUGCUCUGAACAGCUGCUUCUAUGCUGAGUAUGGCAACCGAGGGGCAGGAUCUGAUACAUCACAGCGAGCUAAGUGGAAGGGAAUCAAGGGUCUGACACCCGAGCGAGCGGAGAAGUUCACCGUCGCUCGAUUCAUUCAAGGGAAUUUGUGGCUGAAGAAGAGCGGAGUGCCGUACACACCGGGCUUGAUGCCUGCCUAAGAGCUUGGAUAAGUAUUCAAACGGAUUGCAGAUUUUUUCUUGCAUAAUGAAGUGCAACAAUAAGAUUUUAAUCAGGAGCUAACGUGAUCAAGGGUUGUAGAGAUGGUAAAGAUGGGCCCACCUUUAUCAUCUUCUCCAAGAUCUAUCAUUUGUUUUUCAGAAGUUAUAUCUAAAUUACAGGUGCAUGCAGAUUUGUAAGAAACAUUC
This is a messenger RNA of Magnolia sinica, 2121 nucleotides long. RefSeq names its product pectinesterase-like. The coding region runs from base 163 to 1914 and encodes 583 amino acids. The transcript is spliced from 2 exons. The record is from RefSeq and is a predicted model, not a curated record. Gene Ontology annotation, molecular function: pectinesterase activity; pectinesterase inhibitor activity. Lineage: Eukaryota; Viridiplantae; Streptophyta; Magnoliopsida; Magnoliales; Magnoliaceae. Gene Ontology annotation, biological process: cell wall modification.